AUGAUUUAAUACAAUAAUCAGGAACUCACUCCUUAAUUGUCACCAGUAGGAAGUUUCACAGAAAUAAAAAAACAGAUAGAUAAAAGACAUGAUGGUUCUUUGACUUUACAAGAGUUGAAAUCUAAUUAAACAAACUUGAUUGUAACAAGAUUCAGGUUUAAUUAUUUCUAUGUGAGAAUAUAUGAUAGAGAAAGUCCGUUGCAAGCUUAUGUAAGAGGUGAAAAUUCGAAAUUACAGACAUUUAAGAUGAACAUUUCAACAGUAGCCCAAUUUCCUACUACAAUAUAAUCGAAAUACUUUAAAUUUGCAGAUCAACAACAGAGGGAUACAUUCUCUAUGAAGAAUUUAUACAUUUCAAUUUAUUCAGAAGAGGAUUGUCUUAUAACAAUCAACUUUCUUUUUGGUCAUUACUUUAAGAAGAAAAUAAAAAUGAUAAAGGAUGAAUUCGAUUCAGAGAAAUCUAAGCAAAAAUUAUAUUUGUUUUAUAGUCCAAGAUUAGAUCCAAGUCAGAUAGAUAAGAUAACUAAUAAUGUAAAUGCUAAACAAUAUUAAGAGAAUUAUAAAGAUAAGUUAAAAGCUGUUAAAUAAAGAAUUUUGUAAGCAGUUGAAAGAAAAAAAGAAAUUUAAGAGGAUAAAAGAAUGAAUAUCAUAAGAAAAUUAAAAGCAAAUGAAUCUUUGAAAGAAAUUAGAAAUGUAUAGAAAUAAAUCGAAAUUUAAUAAAAAUUGAAAUUUAGAAAUCAAAUUUCUUGGAUUGGAUUCAUCAAAAUAGCAAUAUAUGCAACUAGAAUGAAAGAAAAGAUGGAUCAAAUGAAAUGA
Molecule: messenger RNA, 816 nt
Organism: Paramecium tetraurelia
Lineage: Eukaryota; Ciliophora; Oligohymenophorea; Peniculida; Parameciidae
Exons: 6
Source: RefSeq, a predicted model, not a curated record